Molecule: messenger RNA, 2610 nt
Organism: Rhincodon typus (whale shark)
Lineage: Eukaryota; Metazoa; Chordata; Chondrichthyes; Orectolobiformes; Rhincodontidae
Gene: mthfsd
Product: methenyltetrahydrofolate synthetase domain containing
Exons: 8
Coding region: 275-1447 (390 amino acids)
Cellular component (GO): cytoplasm
Molecular function (GO): RNA binding
Source: RefSeq, a predicted model, not a curated record
CUGGGGGGAAGGGAGGGAGCCAGUGGAACUUAUAAUUGCUACACUUUACCCCUUACAUCGCGAAUUGUGACGUUCCUCGGCUACUUUGUACAUUCGCUUUCUUUUAGUCGGAAACAAAUCCCACUUUAAAGGCACAGACUCACAGCCGCAUUACUUCUGUUGGCAGAUGCUUAAUAUGAAGUAGUUCAGGGAAUAAAAACAUGGAGCCUGCAAUCAAAUUAAAGCCUGGUAGGGUGUCUCCAAGUGGGACGUUCGCCAGAAAGUUUGGGAUUAUAUGGAAGCAAACAAUUUGGCAAACUUCCCAAGACCCGUUCAUCACAGAAUUCCUAAUUUCAAGGGAGCUGCCCAGGCUGCAAGAAAUUUGCCAAAUUUGCAAGAGUUCAAAAACGCAAGGAUCAUCAAAGUUAAUCCCGACAAACCACAGGAAAAUGUCCGUUUGCUCACACUUGAAGCCAGAAAGACAUUGUUGGUUCCAACUCCUCGCCUCAGGACUGGACUGUUCAACAAAAUCAUCCCACCCCCUGGGGCGUCGAAGGAGGUGGUGCGUGUGUGUUCUACUGCUCAGGGAGUAAAAGAUUUCAGCGUACCUAUUGGACUUGAUGCAAACAUUCAUGUGGACCUGGUUGUAGUAGGAUCUGUGGCUGUAUCAGACAAAGGCUGGAGAAUUGGAAAAGGCGAGGGCUUUGCUGACCUGGAAUAUGCAAUGAUGGUAUCGAUGGGAGCAGUUGAUGAGAACACAGUUGUUGUCACCACAGUGCAUGACUGUCAGUUGCUUGAUAUCCCAGAAGAGCUAAUGGACAACCAUGAUCUAACUGUAGACUACAUCCUUACACCUACUCGAGUGAUAAAAACAAACUGCAGCUGUUCCAAGCCUCAAGGAAUUAUAUGGUCGAAGGUGGAUUCGGAGAUGAUGGAAAAAAUUCCAAUCCUUAAAAGCCUUCAAUUCAGGGAACGAAAAGCAGGAAAGGAUGUUGCUCUGAAGGAUGAAAUGCACACAGAGAAGAAAGAACUCCACAGUCUGUUAGAUCAAAGAAUGUCGUCAGGGAAAGGGGGAAGUGCAAUCAAGGUUAAAACUAACACAAUGGAAAUGGCCAGAAAUACUGAAGCUAGUGAAGAACAAAUAGAAUCUAGCUGUCAAAAGCAGCUUAAUGCUCCAACCAGAGUUACUGCAGUUUAUAUGGGUAACCUACCUCGUAGCCUGAGAGUCAGUGAAUUAAAGAAUAUCUUAAGAGAGCACAAUGCAGUUCCAUUGCGUCUGAGUUGGCAGGGUGCCCAGCACAGGGUUUUUCUUGAUUAUAAGGAUGAGGUCACUGCAGGAGAAGCUGUAACCUCCCUGACUGGGCUAAGUAUAAGUGGGAAUAUAAUUAAAGUUGAACUUGCCAAGAGUCAAAGAGGCAAUAGAUCUAAACAUCAAAACACUGAAAAAAACAAGCAGCCAAUAAUCUGAUUCUAAACCAAAAAUGUCAGCAGCAAAUUUCACACAUGUAAUUAUGUUUUAGAAGAAUUGAUCAUAUCGAGAAGUGCAAGGUGCAACAGAGGCAGCUUAUUAAUAAUUUUAUUUUGCAUAUAGUGCCUCAUUUGGACACGAAAGACCAGUUGAACAACCUGAAAGAAUACACAUUCGUGAACAGCCAAUGAAAUUAGGAAAGUUUGAAAAGUGUCUAUUCUGCUGUGGUACAGAUAUUAUUGACCAGAUACUGCUAUCUGUAUGUGAUAGCUGACAUAACAUGAUUACAUCUAUAAAUAUUAGAAAGCACAUUAAGUACUGCAGGGCCUCUUGUGGUAGUGUCCCUACCUUUGGUCCAGGCAAUCAGGUUCAAGUCAUACCUGCUCCAGAUGUGGGACGUAACAUUUCUGAACAGACUGAUUGAAAAUAUCUUUGAAAUAUUACAACAGACAUUGCAUUUAUUUUCUGUUCAGCUUUAUAGAAAACAUCAAAUGAACAUUAAUGGCUUUGUACUCACAGGGUUAAUUGAUACAUAAGUGAAAUUUUUUUUUAUUAUUGACACUGCUUAAGUUUACUCUCUACAAAUUAUAAGCUUCAAUAAUUUCCUGGUGUCCACCUCUUUAUUUUGGGAAUUUAUGGAAUCCAGUAAUUUUUCUGUUAACAUUAAAAAUAUGGUCCAUCAGAACUUUACAAUAAUAGGAUUGUUUCACAUACCUUAAGUGGCCAGAAGGCUCUUAACACAAGUAGGUGAUACAGACCAUUCAGGAAGCAUGUUUUCUAAGGAAAUAAAUCUCUUGAGAGACCUUGUGAAAGCUAUUUCAUAAGCAAGGCCGUGGUAGAGCCCAUUAAUGUUGCCUUGGAGAGGAAAAGCGUUUUACUGGCUCACUUGAGGUAACAGCCCCGUAGGUCAGAUGACAACAUGUCAGACAAGAAAUCACACAGAGGAGUUGCAUUGAAUCCAUUGUCACCAGGUUUGAGCAGAAGUCAAAAAAGUGCUUCAUAACUAGAAAAAAAGGUGUAAAGUCAGUGAAAAGGCAUCUAAUAAAUUCAUGGACAAAGUAACACCAUAUGUAAUUCUUUAUUCUGCAAAAGUCCUAUUACCUUGGUAUGUACUGAAUAUAUGAUUGAUGGAAUAAAUGCAAAUGCAUAGACAUUGAUUUAGA